AGACAUAUGUUAAUCUGCAUGGGCAAUCUAAAGGUAUCCAAUGGGUUCUUAGUGAAAGAGGGUUAUGGAAAAAUAGAAUGAUGCUCGAAUGUGCUUUAUAUAAAAAAAAAGAUCAAAUUCCAGAUGUUAUUGAUUGCUGUGCAUGUUGGUUAAUUUCAAAUCAGCCAGGUUUUCUUGAACAACAUGGCCAAAUUCAGCAAGAAAUCGAAUCUCAUGGGCAUAAGGUUUUAUUUUAUCCUAAGUUUCACCCUGAAUUCAACUACAUAGAAAUGUACUGGGGGAUGGCUAAGAAGUACACUCGGUCCCAUUGUGAAUAUUCACUUCCAAAAACUAAAGAAUUAAUUUAUCAGGCUUUCGCUUUAAUUUCUGUAGAAAAAAUCCAUUCUUUCGCUAGACUAUCUUAUAGAUAG
Molecule: messenger RNA, 410 nt
Organism: Cetraspora pellucida
Lineage: Eukaryota; Fungi; Glomeromycota; Glomeromycetes; Diversisporales; Gigasporaceae
Source: the annotation of a GenBank genome assembly